Messenger RNA from Juglans regia (Persian walnut), 2004 nucleotides. Its product is annotated as ATP-dependent 6-phosphofructokinase 3-like. The coding region runs from base 280 to 1704 and encodes 474 amino acids. Gene Ontology annotation, cellular component: cytoplasm. The record is from RefSeq and is a predicted model, not a curated record. NCBI's taxonomy places the organism in Eukaryota, Viridiplantae, Streptophyta, Magnoliopsida, Fagales, Juglandaceae. Gene Ontology annotation, molecular function: 6-phosphofructokinase activity; ATP binding. The transcript is spliced from 13 exons. Gene Ontology annotation, biological process: glycolytic process; fructose 6-phosphate metabolic process.
CGACAUAUCUCUCACUAAGCUCACUAGAACCGCGCAUCUCGACCGUCAAAGUCGAGUGACACAAAUCGACCCGCGUCCUGAUCUCGCUGCCUCCAUUUAACCAAAUACACCGACGUUUUCUCCGAUUUUACAAUCGUACCCCUCUCAGCUCUAGAGCAACAAGUGAGCAACUGCGAGCGCGCCCACAGAUGUUGUUUGUUUUCUGAGUUACUCGCAGAGUUUCCUUGACGCGCUGUUUGGUUCCCGUUCUGUAUUAACUCACAGAGUUUCCUUGACGGGAUGGGGAGCUCUGAGAAUUUGCAGAUGAAAAUCGUUAAUGGAGACGCUGGUUACGUGCUCCAAGAUGUCCCUCACCUCACCGAUUACAUCCCAGAUCUUCCUACUUAUCCGAAUCCGUUGCAAGUCAAUCCUGCUUACUCGGUGGUUAAGCAGUAUUUUGUUAAUUUGGAUGACACCGUUGCUGAGAAGGUUGUUGUUCACAAGACUAGCCCAAGAGGGAUACACUUUCGGCGUGCAGGCCCUCGCCAAAAGGUCUAUUUUGAAUCAGAAGAAGUGCAUGCGUGUAUUGUCACAUGCGGUGGUCUUUGCCCCGGACUCAACACUGUGAUCAGGGAAAUUGUUUGUGGUCUUUAUCACAUGUACGGUGUUACUAGAAUCCUCGGGAUCGAUGGAGGAUACAGGGGCUUCUAUGCUCGAAAUACCAUUACUUUAACACCCAAGGUUGUCGAUGAUAUCCAUAAACGCGGUGGUACCAUCCUUGGGACAUCGCGAGGGGGCCAUGAUACCUCGAAGAUAGUUGACAGCAUUCAGGAUCGUGGAAUUAAUCAGGUUUAUAUAAUUGGAGGAGAUGGAACUCAAAAAGGAGCAGCUGUCAUUUACGAGGAAAUUAGACGCCGUGGACUCAAAGUUGCAGUGGCUGGAAUUCCAAAAACCAUAGAUAAUGACAUACCGGUUAUUGACAGGUCCUUUGGUUUUGAUACCGCGGUUGAGGAAGCCCAACGUGCCAUUAAUGCAGCCCAUGUUGAAGCUGGAAGUAUUGAGAAUGGUAUUGGUGUUGUAAAACUAAUGGGACGCUACAGUGGUUUCAUUGCUCAGUAUGCUACUCUUGCCAGCCGUGAUGUGGACUGUUGCUUGAUUCCUGAGUCUCCCUUCUAUCUUGAAGGAAAGAAUGGUCUUUUUGAAUAUAUCGAAAAACGGCUUAAAGAAAAUGGGCAUAUGGUUAUUGUGAUGGCAGAGGGAGCAGGACAGGAUCUUCUUUCAGAGAGCCUGCAAUCCAUGAACUUGGAAGAUGCUUCCGGGAACAAGCUACUCCAAGAUGUUGGGCUAUGGAUAUCUCAGAGGAUCAAGGAUCAUUUUGGAAGACAGCGUAAGAUGGUCAUUAAUCUUAAAUAUAUAGAUCCUACAUACAUGAUCCGGGCAAUUCCAGGCAAUGCUUCUGACAAUGUCUACUGCACUCUUCUUGCUCAAAGUGCAGUUCAUGGAGCAAUGGCUGGAUAUACAGGCUUCACGGUUGGGCCUGUCAAUGGCAGACAUGCUUAUAUUCCUUUCACGCGUGUCAAUGAGAAGCAAAACAAGGUUGUGAUUACCGACAGGAUGUGGGCAAGACUCCUCGCUUCGACCAACCAGCCAAGCUUUCUGCACCCAAAACAUGUUACUGAAGUCAAUGAAGAGGAAGUACCGCAAACCCAAUUGUUGGACGGGUAGAAUAAUUGUUAGGGUCCCAAGUCACUGACUAAAAGCAUUCCUAGUUUGUCAUAAACGGAGCACCGGACUCCUUUCUGUUAUAACCUGGAGCUACUUUUAGUUUGUGAGGUUAUGUGCUUGUUGUAUAAGAAAAAUCUCAUUUCAAUUUGCUUUGGGAAGAUCCAAAAUGGUUUAUACAUAUGUUCCAAUCUGCUUCCUUGAAGUGCGUGGACGGAAAUUGGUGUUUCCUGUAAUGCUAUUGCCCCAAUGCUCUCUGUAAAAUAAAUUUUUGUAGUGCCAAGCUGUAUUGUUUUUGCUUCC